Messenger RNA from Amphiprion ocellaris (clown anemonefish), 1528 nucleotides. RefSeq names its product proteasome inhibitor subunit 1 (gene psmf1). The record is from RefSeq and is a predicted model, not a curated record. The coding region runs from base 75 to 896 and encodes 273 amino acids. Gene Ontology annotation, biological process: proteasome-mediated ubiquitin-dependent protein catabolic process. The transcript has 7 exons. Gene Ontology annotation, molecular function: endopeptidase inhibitor activity; proteasome binding. NCBI's taxonomy places the organism in Eukaryota, Metazoa, Chordata, Actinopteri, Pomacentridae.
GUAAAGCUCCUGUCAGGACUUUCGUUUUCAUUUCUUGACUGGAAACUGAGUUGAUGUCGGUGGACUGAAGAAACAUGGCAGGUUUAGAGGUGUUGUACACCUGUGUGGCAGGUAGCAUCAGCUGCCCGCAGGACGCCGUGGUGUGCUUCGUCCACUGGGAGAUGAUAAAGAACGGAUACAGAUGUGUCGGAGCUGGUGACGAGCCUCGCAGCAGUGAUAAGAAGUCAGAGCUCCUUCCUGCUGAGUGGAGCAGCAACAAGGAGUUGUACAGUCUACGGUACAAAGCCACCGACAACGACAACCAGAUACUGCUCAAAGCCAUCACUGUUGACUCCACCUUGAUCUUCAACCUGAUGAACUCAGGCACGCAGCAGGUGUCAGACUUGACCGUGAACAUCAGCGAUCACGUGGAUGCUGACCAGCUGCACACGUUUGACAGCGUGUUCAAGAAUGCGGACACUUUAUCAGAGAAGGUGAAGACUCAGCUGCUGCCCUCCCAGGACAGAUCAGCAGGACAGAGGAAGAGUCGGAGCGAGGAGGAGGAGGGCGAGCAGAGAAGAAGAGCAGAUGACAGCGACCCCCUCCGGAUCCCCGGCAGACAUCCUCGUCAGGGAACACGGCCGCACUGGUCCGACCCCAUGGCUCCUCCGUUUGCAGCUGGAGGAGCAGAUCUGGAUCCCUUUGGAUCUCGCAGUGGUGGGAUGAUAGUGGACCCGCUGAGGUCGGGGUAUCCUCGCUCCGGCUUUGACCCGUCUAGCGGCAUCCCAGACAUUCUGCCUCCUGGAGCUGUUCCCCCGGGAGCUCGAUUCGACCCGUUUGGACCCGUCGGACGUCACAGACCAGGGCCUGAUCCAGACCACAUGCCCCCACCCGGCUAUGAUGACAUGUUCAUGUAGAACCCAGCAGCUCUUCCUGUUUGCUACUCUCAUCCACAUACUUUCCUCUGGCUCACCUGUUUGAGGGUUUCGUCCACUUUAGUGACCUACAAGUUCUAGUUUUCCAUGUUUGGAGAAGUUUGUUUUCAGAUUUUUCAUUUUGCAUAACAUAUAUACAACUUAUGCAGAAGACCCUGUUCCUGAUGUAAAAGAAAUGUAUCAAAUAUACAUCAGUUUGAAAUAAAAGAUGUUAUUGAUGUCAUUUUGGACUACAGUGUUGAAAAAAGAGAUAGAUACUUACCAUAAGCUCAUAUUUGUCUUGAAUUUUGACAUCUAAAUAUUGGUGAGCUUCAUUGUUGUGAAGCAGUGAUGUGAUGUUUGGACGAGCUGCAGGGUGGAUCUGAGUCCACGGGUCCAUUUAACUGAAGGAUCACAGCUUCUGAAGUAGCAGUCUGUUUAGAUUCUCAUUUCAUUAAACUGCAUCUUCUAGUUAUGAUUUGUUAAUAUAAGAAAAAACUAAUCUUGUUUUGCAUUUAUCUUGGGAAUAUAUUGAAAAAGCUUGAAGUAAAGUUAUUUACAGUUGUUUUUCUUUGGUUUGUUGUUGAACCGAUUGAUCUCAUGCCAAAAUACACUAAUAAAAACCUCUGAGUUUA